Molecule: messenger RNA, 2049 nt
Organism: Fomitopsis serialis
Lineage: Eukaryota; Fungi; Basidiomycota; Agaricomycetes; Polyporales; Fomitopsidaceae
Exons: 4
Coding region: 186-1808 (540 amino acids)
Molecular function (GO): protein binding
Source: RefSeq, a predicted model, not a curated record
CGUGUCCGUUACACUGUACACAGUACAGCGCAGCCACAGCCUGACGAGGUCGACUACACAUUCGCGACCACGGCGUGCUCCUGGCAGUGCAUCCUCGCAGAGAGUCGACGCAAACACGGCGUGCCACAGCAAGACUCGAAUUGCUUGAUAGAUCCAUCCACUUGCCCGCCAACGACGUUGGGCGCAUGUCCGAUGUCGACGAUGAUACUCUCAUCCACCUCUUCAGCUUUCUGCCCGUACGCUCUAUCCUCGCGAUGAGGCAGACGUGCAGGCGCAUACAGCUCAUGUCGCGCACCCGCAUCGUCUGGCGCAACGCGUACAUUGCCCAGGUGCUCUUCGCCGGGUAUCCCUUCCCCCGCCGGGAGCUCGCCAGCAUGGACACGGCGCAGCUCGAACACGCCGUCCGACGCGCGAUACGGAUCGGUGCGUUUUGGCGGUCGCCGGAGGUGCCGCUGAGGGAGGCGAGCGAGUUCCAUGCGAGCUUCGGGACGGGGGUCACGGACGUGCGGUUCUUGCCUGGGCACGACGGACGACGGCUUGCGACGCUGUCUAAAGGGAUCUGGUCGGUCAUCACUUGCUGGGAGACUUCAGUUGGGGGCGCUGGCGUGCGGAUAAUUGCGAAGUGGUCACCCAAGAGUACGAUCAUCACAGGGUUGGUGGUGAAUUCAGAUGCGGGGUCAGACGCGCUCAUCGCGACUUCGACUCACGGAGAGCGGCAGCGCAUCGAGUUACUGUCACUUGCGAAGGACGCAAAAGGCAGCGAUACCUUGCAGUCCCUGGGUGUGAUCGACGCUGCUAUGAGGCCUAUUGCGCUGCAGGGCGACCUAUUGGCGUACGGCGACGAAUCAUCUCAGACAGUUAUCACCAAUUGGAGAACGGGUGAAAUAGCACACCUGCAAGGUGCCGACGAACCUGUCGACCUGAACUUCCAGGCAAGUGAGAGUGAGGGGUGCCGCCCUGUCUCACUCAAUUACAACCGGUACCUUCAAGUCGUGUUCGCACACAAGAGCAUCCUGGUGGUGCGCGCGCGGUCCAUUGAGCUGUUCCCAGAGCCUGUCCUGCGACCUCCCCACGAGCCGUGUCCGAGUUAUCGUCCGCUCGCUCGUUAUUCCUUCGGCUGGAUCGACGGCGUCAGCGUGAACGUGCAGACGCGCGGGCAAGAUGUAGACAGUGCUGUCAAGCCGCUCUCCAUCCUCCUGCGCGCGGAGAGCGACGACCCUUGGAUGUCCGACACGCACAUGCUCGACCUCUUCGUGCUCGAGCCGAACCCGGCGUACACAGCGGACGACCCGCCACAAGACCCGGCCACGGACACUACCGAAGACCCCACCACGUCUGCAGGCCCCGGCGAGGACCACGCCCGCCAUCCCCUUGCUCCCUACAUCUUUCCGCCUGUCCACUCGGGCCUCUCCUCGCCAUCCGUGCGCGGCAUCCUGCGCUGCACGGACAUCGUCCUCGGGCCGCACGGCACCGCCGUGUGGAUAAUGCCGCGCGGGGCGCGGAGCGCCGACCUCACCGCGCUGGACGUGCACCAGUCGGAGGUAGCGGGUGCGGGGCUGACUGCACAGCAGCCGGAGGUGCUUGCGGGCGCGAUGUUCGCGGGGCCGAUGCUCGGUGCGGAAGGCGGGGACGGGGGCGAGGGCGAGGAUGGGGAGAGGGGGAGCGGUGUGAGGGCGCGGACGGUGUAUGUGCGCCGGGCGGCGAGCGGGAGUGCGGGGAAUUGGACGGCGAUGGACUAUGUGGAGGAGCUGGGCGUGGUGGCGUUGGCGUCGUCGCAGGGGAUGGUUACUGUGUUGGAACUUGGCUGAUCCUCCUGACAGUCAAAAUGAAUAUAUAUUUGUACCCGUGCUCGUCUCGUGCGCGUGCCCCUCGACAUAUAACUUGGCUACAGCGUUUCCAGCAUCCUCCCAGUUCCACAUAACUUAUGCGCACACCAAGUCCUCCUCAGUCGUAAACGCCUGCCUCUGAUUGGCUCCCACGCCCGCACCCGGGUCCGGCAACGCGCGGCCGGGCUCGGGCGUUGCCGCUCGCCCAACGCGACUCUUUCCG